UUUCAACGUCUUAUAAAAAAUCUAUCGAGACACGCUUAUUCUCAUAUAAAGUAGUAUAACAAGUUGAGGAUACUGAACAUGGUGAAUUUUUAGACAUUGCUAAGGAUUACCGUACGGCAAUUGGAAUUGAAAUAUUGGAUAUUUGUAACAUGGUUGUGUUUAUUUUAGCGAACAACCUAAUAGCUAACGCAAGUGAUAUCGAAAGCAAAGUAUUGUUCUUAACAAUGUCAGGUGAAUCAAACAGGCAUAUUGCCGAAAUCGAAGAUGAGAAUAAAAUGGAAACAAUUGAAUUGGCCAGAGUAUCCUACGCGAAUGCAUUUGACAUUGCUCGAACUGCUCUAUCCGGAUUGAAUCUAAUUCGACUGGAACUGGCAUUAAGUUAUUCUAUGUUUUACCAUGAUAUCAUGAAUGAUAUUGACCGUGCUAUAGAAAUUGCAAGCUCUGAGUUAUAUUGUGCAAUUGCGGAGGAGUUAGACGGUACCGAAUAUGUUACAAAUGAUGCAUUUUUUCAGCUUAUGAGAGUACUUAAAGACAAAAUAGAUUUAUGGACUGAAGAAAAUGACGUCGAUAGUCGAUAAUGAAAACAACUGACGGAAAGAACACAAUCAUAUUUAUAUUUAAUAAUCGGAUUAAUUGUACACUAAUUAUAUAAAGAAUUUUUGUCUAACACUGAAGAUUAUUUUAUGUAAAUUGAUAUAUAAAAAUCAUAUACAUUUACAUGUAUUGUUAUAACUACAACUGCAAUUCA
Molecule: messenger RNA, 748 nt
Organism: Ruditapes philippinarum (Manila clam)
Lineage: Eukaryota; Metazoa; Mollusca; Bivalvia; Venerida; Veneridae
Product: 14-3-3 protein beta/alpha-1-like
Exons: 1
Coding region: 150-578 (142 amino acids)
Biological process (GO): signal transduction
Cellular component (GO): cytoplasm
Source: RefSeq, a predicted model, not a curated record